CAAUCAAACUGUUCCAUUGCAAUAGAGUGCAUUGACCAACCUGCUCCUGGUGCCAAUUCUAGCAAAGAGCGAGUCAGUUGGAUAGAUGUUGCUUCCGUGUUUGUACUAUUGAGUGUAAAGUGAAUAGAAGAGUACCGAGAUGCAAUCAAAGUUGUUUUGCCACUCAUCUAACUAAAAUGGCGUCUAUGUUUAUCAUUUAGUUAACAUUCUUUAUGUGUUCGUUUCUCAGUGAUCACAUCCGAGUGAGUCAUUAACCAACAUAGCAAUGACAUUUUUAUAGCACAAAGUGAGAAUACGUUUUUGAAACGUUUGUAGAAGACUGGCAAGUGUGAUUUGUACACCAUAAUAAUGCGCGAAUUCAAAGUCGUCGUGCUUGGCUCGGGUGGGGUCGGGAAGAGUGCUUUGACCGUUCAGUUUGUGUCUGGAUGUUUCAUGGAAAAAUAUGAUCCUACCAUAGAAGAUUUCUAUAGGAAAGAAAUUGAAGUGGAUAAUUCUCCGUGCGUUUUAGAAAUAUUGGAUACCGCCGGCACAGAACAAUUCGCAUCCAUGCGAGAUUUGUAUAUAAAGAAUGGCCAAGGAUUUGUAGUUGUAUAUUCAUUAACAAACCAUCAGACUUUCCAAGAUAUCAAGCCAAUGAAGGAAUUGAUUACACGCGUCAAGGGAUCGGAACGUGUGCCCAUCCUGCUAGUGGGAAACAAGGCCGACUUGGAACAUCAACGCGAGGUUUCACAGGCUGAGGGCUCAGCGCUCGCCCAGAUGUGGGGCUGCCCGUUUGUGGAAGCAUCGGCGAAGAGCCGUACCAACGUCAACGAAAUGUUCGCCGAAAUAGUGCGUGAAAUGAACGUUAGUCCUGAAAAGGAAAAGAAACCUUAUUGUUGUUGUACAGUGCUUUAAUAUUUAGUGUGUAAUGUGGCAUUUAUUUCUCGUAAGACUGCAAGGGCGAGGAGGGAGUGAGCCCACCUCGGCUGACGGCCGCAACCUCCAGCGGGGCCUGGGCAGCGGCGCGCCGGCCCCGAUCGCUGGACUUUCGGCGGUCGUGAUGCGCGUCAUAUCACGUUGUUAAUAUCUUUGAUACAUACCAUUGUCCAAUCGAGGUGCUUUAUCUUAUAUUUUCAUACUUUAGUACUGGUAGAUACUCCCGCAGUAACCAUUAUCAUACAAAGUAAACAAAAUGUUUGUGUAUGUUCCGACGGGACAUUAUAUUUAGCUUCAAGUAACGAUCAUGAAUAAUUUUGUAUCAGUCUUCAAAAUCAAAGGUGGAAUCAAAAGCUGUAUUGGAGUUUUAAGCAGCCGUAACAUUUGUAAUGUAAAGUAAUAUUAGUCAACUUUGUAUAUAAUUUCAUGAGAUUAAUGAUGUGGAAGGACAAGGACGGUUUUAGAGAAUAAAAGGCCAUCCAAAUAUGCAAUAAUCUAAUAUGAUUGUGUAGAGUGAAGUGCGCUGAGUAAGAUUUUACACUAAGUCAUAUUGCAGAUUGUGUUUAAUUGUGUAAAUUAUGUUUAUAUGAGAAAUCAGUAAUCAAGGAAAUACAGACAAAGAUUUGUCAGUUGCGUGAUUGUGUUUUAAAGUCUACCAGGAUUUGUGAUAAUACAUAUAACAAAGUAUCUAUAAUAAAAGUUUUAAGUGGGAGAUUAAAA
Molecule: messenger RNA, 1635 nt
Organism: Melitaea cinxia (Glanville fritillary)
Lineage: Eukaryota; Metazoa; Arthropoda; Insecta; Lepidoptera; Nymphalidae
Gene: Rap2l
Product: ras-related protein Rap-2c
Exons: 1
Coding region: 349-894 (181 amino acids)
Biological process (GO): negative regulation of cell migration; Rap protein signal transduction
Cellular component (GO): plasma membrane
Molecular function (GO): GTP binding; GDP binding; GTPase activity
Source: RefSeq, a predicted model, not a curated record